AUGCUUGAUCACAAUGAAUCUGUCUCAUUGCCAAAUUAUCCUCUAGGGUUUGACUUGAAUUAUCCCAAAGUAGAUUUUACACAGCAAGACAUGCAUUCAGAUACAUUCUUUGUAGUCCACAAUCCAGGCAAAGAGCUCAAAAACAUAGAAGAACCAGCCCAUGGUGACCUUGGCCAAAAAAUCCAUCAUGAAUCAAAAAGCAUCAUCCUUCCAACCUUUGCAGCACAUCCUCACAAUCCAAUUGAAGCAAUUGAUUACAUGGGUUAUAGUAAGCAAUCCACACUAGGUUCUCAAGUUGGUAAUCAUGCAGAAGUACUGGUCACAGACAACCUUGGGAAUAGUAUUUAUCCUUCAUCCCAGCACACCAAGUCUGAUUGCCCAAUACCAAACCUCUCCAAUUAUCAUAUAUGCAUUGACAAUAAUAAUCCAUAUAUGGAUCAAGACAGGAAUCCUCUGCAAUUAUUUGAAAGCCAGCAUUCUUUGGGAGAAAUAGCUCAUAAUCUAAAAAGUGUUCAAUAUUCUGUGGGUCCAGAGAUGGAAGCUGAACAUGGAUAUAACUCAAAGAAACGGAAGAUAUGUGCACUGAAUGCUGAGAAGACAAAUCAUGAAAAUGCAUCCAAGAAGCUGUCUGCAGAAACAACUUCAGCCUUCACUGAUGAUAGUGUAAAAAACAGAGGGAAACAUUCAUAUCAAUUAUGGAGAGAUGACAGGACAAGCCAAGGACCAUUUUCUGAAAAUGAUGGUUCAAAUUCAAUCCUUCAAAAUAAUUUGAGGGAAUUACACAAUACACCAAACCAUAUAAAAUCCUUCUGUGAGGCAAGGAUUUCAUACGGUUCAAGAGACCAAUUUUAUCUGCUGCAGAAGAUUGGAAUUAUCCAAGUUAACAGGUCUUCAAAUCUGUGUUAUGAGAUAUUUGAUGCUUUCUAUGAUAUAUAUGAGAAAAUGAAGUUAAGGUUUGGAGAGAAUCCUAAAGCAAUCAAAGCUGCAGCUUUGGCCGUGAAGAAUGCUGGGUAUGCAAUUGUUAUGGUAUUCCUUGGAAUUUUAAGAGUGUUUGAGGCUGAAAUACAUGUGAAGGAUGAUCUUGAGAUCCUUCUUACUGAUGGUUGGCAGUACAUGAAAUCAUUUUUUGAAACCUGGAAAAAUGUUGAGGUUGAAGAUCUGGGUUUAGGGAGAGCUACUCAAUUUACCUUGCAGCUUUUCUCAGACCCCAAAUUCCACCUGAAAUACUUGAAGGAUAUUAAAAGUGAUAAGAACAUAUCAUGCUCACUGGUCCAUCUGCUUUCUCUUGAUUGGGCUGAAAAGACAGGAAGAUCAAGAAUACCCAAAGGAAAACUAUCCCCCUAUUCAGAAAGAAUCCUGGAGAUAUACAAAACUGACUCCAAUUUGAUUGAAGGAGGACUGUAUGAGAGGAUGGGUAUCAGGAAUGAAGCCUUCUGGGGACCAGAGCAAUUUUCAAGAUCAAGAUGGCAUUUGCAUGGGGAAGAAGAAGCAUUGUCUCAGAAUUUCAUUGCCUUGAGUUCCAAUGCUGCACAGUUUCAUACACCUAUUGGAAGAGAGAUGUGUAGAGAUGUUCACACAUUUUUUGAGGAGCUGAUUCAUGAUAUAAAGAGUCACUAUGAUUUGAUCAAUGGAAAUCACACUUCAUCUGGUCUUCCACCUCAAUCACUGAAGCAUCUUGCUCUCAUGACCAGGGCUGUCAGUAUGGCCGAGUACAAAGUGACUCCUGUGUAUAUUGGCAUGAUCAAAAUUCUCAAUCAAAAACACUUAACAGAGUCACAACUUCAAAAGUUGCUCCUAAAUGCAUGGAAGUUUCUCAAGGAAGUCUUUUCUCAAUGGAGGAUGUUAAAUCUUCAAAACAAACAUCUGAAAUGCUCCUACAACUACAAAUCCAGUGAAGUGAAUCCUGUCAUUGGAUUUGAUGAUCCCAAUGCUAUGUUCUGGAGCCUUGCUGGGUUCAGAAACAAGAAUCUUGUUCCAAGACUCUUUAUUGUUUAUCUUUUGAACUCUUGGAAGAAAGAGAUUACUGAAGGUUCACAGGGAUAUAUAGGGUUUCCAGUCCAAGAUAUACCUUCAGGAAGCAUCGUAGAUUGGAAUUUGAACUGUGGGAAAUGA
Messenger RNA from Melampsora larici-populina 98AG31, 2112 nucleotides. RefSeq lists its product as uncharacterized. The transcript has a single exon. Lineage: Eukaryota; Fungi; Basidiomycota; Pucciniomycetes; Pucciniales; Melampsoraceae. The coding region runs from base 1 to 2112 and encodes 703 amino acids. The record is from RefSeq and is a predicted model, not a curated record.